AUGCUGAAGAAGCUCCAGCUCCUGGAUUUGUACCUGGAAAACAAGCAAGACGGUGAUUUUCUGGUUGCGGCGCUGUCAUACACCCCAGAGGCUGAGCAGGCCCAGUACCUUCUGGGCCUGAAGCACAGUAACCAGAAUGUCUACAUACGGAUACACAGAAAAAAGGACCGGUACAAUAUAGACGGGGACACAGGACACUUUGACGGGGCGCAGGCUCUCUUGGCCCAUUUUGAAGGCAGCGAUGUUCUACAGGAUGAGGGCAGACCUUCGCGAUUGGUGCGGCCCAUCAGUUGCUUUGAAGCCGAUAGCGCAGGUUAUAUCCUGCUGUAGGGAAGUCAGAAGUCGAUC
Molecule: messenger RNA, 348 nt
Organism: Sphaeroforma arctica JP610
Lineage: Eukaryota; Ichthyosporea; Ichthyophonida
Exons: 1
Coding region: 1-330 (109 amino acids)
Source: RefSeq, a predicted model, not a curated record